Molecule: messenger RNA, 319 nt
Organism: Pterocles gutturalis (yellow-throated sandgrouse)
Lineage: Eukaryota; Metazoa; Chordata; Aves; Pterocliformes; Pteroclidae
Product: hemoglobin subunit beta-like
Exons: 2
Biological process (GO): hydrogen peroxide catabolic process; oxygen transport
Cellular component (GO): hemoglobin complex; blood microparticle; haptoglobin-hemoglobin complex
Molecular function (GO): oxygen carrier activity; haptoglobin binding; heme binding
Source: RefSeq, a predicted model, not a curated record
CCCCAUGGUGCACUGGACAGCCGAAGAGAAGGCGCUCAUCACUGGCCUCUGGGGCAAGGUCAAUGUGGCCGAUUGUGGUGCCGAGGCUCUGGCCAGGCUGCUAAUCGUCUACCCCUGGACCCAGAGGUUCUUCUCUUCCUUUGGAGACCUCUCCAGCCCCGCUGCCGUCCUUGGCAACCCCAAGGUCCGUGCCCACGGCAAGAAAGUGCUCACCUCCUUCGGGGAAGCCGUCAAGAACCUGGACAACAUCAAGAACACCUUCGCCCAGCUGUCCGAGCUGCACUGUGACAAGCUGCACGUGGACCCCGAGAACUUCAGG